UUGUUGGUCUUGUUGGUGUGGAUUUAAAUACACCAACCACGUUUUCCAAGUGUAAAAGUGAAAUUUUAAACAAAACAGUUUAUUAAUUAUUAAUAAUAAUAGUUAAAAUUAAGUUUUUUAAUUAAGUGAUUUUUUAUAUCAGUUUUGCAAUAUAAUAAUCAUGGUGGCGAUUGGUAAAAAGAAGUACCAAUCAGGAGAAGGAGCGCAGUUCCUGACCCGAAAAGCAGCCUUAAAAAAGCUGCAACUGUCAUUAAAAGACUUCAGAAAACUCUGCAUUCUAAAAGGAAUUUACCCACGCGAGCCAAGAAACCGCAAGCGAGCGCAAAAAGGCAAGUCUGGCAUAAAAACUCUUUACCACGUAAAAGACAUUCAAUUCCUCCUACACGAGCCAAUAAUCUGGAAGCUCCGAGAGUACAAAAUAUUCAGCCGGAAGGUAGGUCGUGCCAAGGCAAUGAAAGAUUUCGCGGCAAUGAAACGCUACUUAGCGAACCACCCGACUCUAAAACUAGACCAUAUCGUAAAAGAGCGUUACCCUACAUUCAUAGACGCUCUCCGUGACCUAGACGACUGUCUCACCCUCUGCUUCCUCUUCUCGACCUUUCCAUCUCUGGCCCACAUUCCCCGAGACCAAUCUGUGCUCUGCCGCAAGCUAACCUCAGAGUUCAUGCACGCAGUGAUCGCCGGCAAGGCUCUGAGAAAGGUAUUUGUGUCCAUAAAGGGUUAUUACUACCAAGCGGAAAUAAAAGGCCAGACAAUAACCUGGAUCGUGCCUCACAAUUUCUCCUUCGAGCCGCAAUCUCGCGCUGAAGUUGACUUUAAAGUCAUGUCUACCUUCGUAGAGUUCUACAUUGUCAUGCUAGGGUUCGUUAAUUACCGACUUUACCAUCAGUUGAAUCUGUUUUACCCACCGAAGCUAACAGUCUCGGGAAUUGACAGCGAGAAGGUGCUAGUUGAUGAGGAAGCUUACGUAGACGAGCGCGUCGCUGCUCUAAGCAUCCCUUUGGUCCCCAUGGACUCUUCUGUUGAAAUAGAAGAAGUUGCCGAUGAGUUCCCCGUAACCGACCAUGAAGAUGCUGAAAAAAUGCGCAUAGAAGCCGAGAAAAAGAGGAAUUUAAAGACUUUGUUUAAAGAUCUGAAGUUUUAUAUCAACCGGGAGGUUCCUAGGCAGGAAUUAGUCUUCUCUAUUCUUGCUUUUGGCGGGAAAGUCUCUUGGGACAAGCUUUUGUUCGUCGGAGCAACUUAUGAUGAGAAUGAUGAAAGUAUAACGCAUCAAAUUGUCGAUAGACCUUCUAUGGAAAAGAGAUUCUUGUCCCGGUACUAUGUACAGCCUCAGUGGGUCUUUGAUUCUAUUAAUGCUAUGGAAUUGUUACCGGUUGAGGAAUACUUGAUGGGCGCCAUCUUGCCGCCGCACUUGUCGCCAUUUAAUAAUCAGUUUGAUCAGACUUAUAUUCCUCCGGAAGAAAGAGCCAUGCGUGAUCCUUCUUAUAAGAUGGCUAAUUGGCAAGAUGAGGAGGAAGAUGAUGAUGAUGAUGGUGAUGAUGAUAAUGAUGAGGAAGAUAAAGCAGAAGAAGAAGAAAAGGAAAGUGAGAAGGAGGAGGUUAUGGAGGAAGAACAGGAUGAUAAUGAGGAGGAUAAAGAGAAACUUAGGAUGAAAAAGAAGAAGAAAAUGCAAGUUAAACCUGGUGAAGUAGUCAAAGAAGAUCCUUGGGCUAAAGCCAAACAGGAGAAGCAAGAGUUCCGUCUAAGGGAAAAAAUGAUCCCGAGAAAACACAAAGGGCUCUACAAGAGCAUGGUCGCGGGUCGUGAGAAGCGUGCUAAGGAAAUAUGGCUACUGAAGAAGAAGCGGAGGAUUCAUGAUGAAGAAGAGAAGAAAAGUAAGAAGGAAGCUAGGAAAGCGAAGAAAGCUUAGAGUUUGAACAUUGUAUGGUUUUUAUUUUUGAGUAUCAAUAAAAAGAUUUUUUUCUAUAUAUAAA
Molecule: messenger RNA, 1973 nt
Organism: Cotesia glomerata
Lineage: Eukaryota; Metazoa; Arthropoda; Insecta; Hymenoptera; Braconidae
Product: pescadillo homolog
Exons: 2
Coding region: 161-1909 (582 amino acids)
Biological process (GO): ribosome biogenesis; maturation of LSU-rRNA from tricistronic rRNA transcript (SSU-rRNA, 5.8S rRNA, LSU-rRNA)
Cellular component (GO): nucleolus; PeBoW complex
Molecular function (GO): RNA binding
Source: RefSeq, a predicted model, not a curated record